This is a messenger RNA of Diabrotica balteata, 1088 nucleotides long. NCBI's taxonomy places the organism in Eukaryota, Metazoa, Arthropoda, Insecta, Coleoptera, Chrysomelidae. The record is from the annotation of a GenBank genome assembly.
UUUUGUCUUACAUUCCAGUAAUAUUUUACCUUAGUAGACAUAAAAUCGAAUAUUCUAGAUCAUUCCGCCCUUUUCAAUAUGCUGCCACUGUGCCACUGUCAGUAGUUUAUAACCUUAAAUUUAUAUUCCUUCAUUUGCUGAGUAUUGAAUUUUGUAGAAACAAACUGUUGUCUGUAAAAUUUAAGUUCUUAUAGAACCUAUUGGAUAGUGUAUAAGGAAAGUAUUCAACAAUGACAAUGGAGAAAAUCGCAGAACUGAAGAAUGACAUUGCCGAGCUCGAAUCGCUAGAAAAACAAGCCACUAGACAAAAAACUAAAGACAUACUGAGCAUAGAAAUCAGAAAAUUGGUAUCAGAAGUGGUACUUUUGGAAGAAAAACUGAAAACUCAAAAUAAUCCUGUAAACUCUCCAAUCGUGAGUCCCUCUACCGGAACUGUAAAUAAGAGAUAUGAAGUUAAAAUAAAUAAUUAUGCAUGGGAUCAGUCAGAAAAGUAUGUCAAAUUCUAUAUUACUUUAAAAAAUGUACAGAGUGUUCCAGCUGAAAAUGUCACUUGUGAAUUUACUGCAAAGACUGUAAGUUUAACUGUGAAAGAUCUGGAUAAUAAGGAUCAUAUUUGGCAAAUUAGAAAUCUAUUGAAAAAUAUUGAUCCAGCAAAAAGUACAUGGAAAGUUAAAACUGAUAUGGUAUUGAUAAAUGCAGCAAAAACAUCAUCAGAUAACUGGUCACAUGUCACAGAGUGGGAGAAAAAGGCAUCAGACAGUAAAACUCCUAAAAUGGACACUGACAAAAUGGAUCCCUCAGAGGGACUAAUGUCAUUGAUGAAAAAUAUGUAUGAAUCUGGAGAUGAUGAAAUGAAAAGAACCAUUGCCAAAGCUUGGACAGAAAGCCAGGGGAAAAACCAGGCCAGUUUUAUGUAAUACAUAGUUAUAGGAUACUGCUAUAUUAUAUUAUAAUUUUUUAUACCAUAAAAAUGUUGCUAAUUCCUAAGUUUCAAUGAUUUUGUUAGUAGAAUGUCUUUCUGUUGUAAAAUCUUCCACUGAAUGACAUGUGUUCUAAGGAUAUAAUAAAAGCUACACCAUUUCCAAUAG